AUGUUUGUACAAAGAUACGUCGUUGUGAAAGACGUGUCUGUAAAAGAAAGACUCUUUUCGGACAACUUAAUACAACCCCUAAAUAUUCGGAACAAUUCGAAGCUUAGAACUCUUGAAAGUCUUAAUAAUCUUGAUAAUCUUAAAAGUCCUGAAAGUCUUGAUAGUCUUGGAAGUCCUGAAAAUCUUAAUUACCUUGAUAAUCCUGAAAGUCCUGAAAGUCUUGGAAGUCUUGGUAGUCUUGAAAGUCUUGGAAGUCUUGGUAGUCUUGAAAGUCUUGGAAAUAUUGGAAGUUCUGAAAGUCUCGGAAAUAUUGAAAGUUCUGAAAGUCUUGAUAGUCUUGGAAGUCUUGAAAAUCUUAAUUACCUUGAUAAUCCUGAAAGUCUUGGAAGUUCUGAAAGUUUUGGAAAUAUUGGAAGUUCUGAAAGUCUUGGAAAUAUUGAAAGUUCUGAAAGUCUUGAUAGUCUUGGAAGUCUUGAAAAUCUGAAUUACCUUGAUAAUCCUAAAAGUCUUGAUAGUCUUGAUAGUCUUGGAAAUCCCGAAAGUCUUGGAAAUACUGAAAGUUGUGAAAGUCUUGAUAGUCUUGGAAGUCUUGAAAAUCUGAAUUAUCUUGAUAAUUCUGAAAGUCUUGAUAGUCUUGGAAGUCUUGAAAAUCUUAAUUACCUUGAUAAUCCUGAAAGUCUUGGAAGUCUUGAUAGUCUUGAUAGUCUUGGAAAUCCCGAAAGUCUUGGAAAUAUUGAAAGUUGUGAAAGUCUUGAUAGUCUUGGAAGUCUUGAAAAUCUGAAUUACCUUGAUAAUUCUGAAAGUCUUGAUAGUCUUGAAAGUCUAGAUAAUCUUGGAAGUCCCGAAAGUCUUGGGAAUAUUGGAAGUUCUGAAAGUCUUGAAAAUCUUAAUUAUCUCGAUAAUCUUGAAAGCCUUGAUAGUCUUGAUAGUCUUAGGUAG
Bombus terrestris (buff-tailed bumblebee) is the source of this 939-nucleotide messenger RNA. RefSeq lists its product as uncharacterized. Bases 1 to 939 code for a protein of 312 amino acids. The record is from RefSeq and is a predicted model, not a curated record. The transcript is spliced from 2 exons. Lineage: Eukaryota; Metazoa; Arthropoda; Insecta; Hymenoptera; Apidae.